UCCGCCCCUUGGUGCCAGGUCCGCCACGAGCGAAGGAUUUGGGAACACAGGGCGGCUGCUGCGGUGCCCCCAUCUCCUCCCCUUCCCAGAGCCGCAGUCGUCCCGGAGCCGUCCGCUGCUUCCAGCCGGUCCGCGUCCCUCUCCUCCCUUCCCUCCCCCCGCCUGCCGCGGCGCCGGUAUCCGCAGCGGCAACCCCGAGCCGGUGAGGCGGCGGAGGGGGGAGGGGGAGGAAGCAAGGGAUGAGCGCCGGGAGCGCGUCGGGGGCCCUGAGCCGGACUAGGACGCCCCUGAAGCCAGAACCGGAGCCGGAGCCGAAACCAGAAGCACACCACCGCUGCAGCCCCCUAACCCCAGGAGGCACCCUGGCCCGCGCUCGCCCUCCAGGGCCUCAUGUCGGAACCACAGCCUGACCUGGAACCGCCCCAGCAUGGGCUGUAUAUGCUCUUCCUGCUUGUGCUGGUCUUCUUCCUCAUGGGCCUUGUAGGCUUUAUGAUCUGCCACGUGCUUAAGAAGAAGGGCUACCGCUGCCGCACCUCGAGGGGUUCAGAGCCUGACGAUGCCCAGCUCCAGCCUCCUGAGGACGAUGACGUGAAUGAGGACACAGUAGAGAGGAUUGUUCGCUGCAUCAUCCAAAAUGAAGCCAAUGCUGAGGCCUUGAAGGAGAUGCUGGGGGAUAGUGAAGGAGAAGGGACAGUGCAGCUGUCCAGCGUGGAUGCCACCUCCAGCCUCCAGGACGGAGCCCCCUCGCAUCAUCACACAGUGCACCUGGGCUCUGCAGCCCCUUGCAUCCACUGCAGCCGCAACAAGAGGCCCCCACUUGUCCGUCAGGGACGUUCCAAGGAAGGAAAGAGCCGUCCCCGGCCUGGGGAGACCACCGUGUUUUCUGUGGGCAGGUUCCGGGUGACACACAUUGAGAAGCGCUAUGGGCUGCAUGAGCAUCGCGAUGGCUCCCCCACAGACAGGAGCUGGGGUUCUUGUGGGGGGCAGGACCCAGGAGGUGGUCAAGGGUCUGGGGGAGGGCAGCCCGGGGCAGGGACACCUGUCAUUGAGAACCUGCCCCCUGAGAGGCCCCAGGCCCUUGCCACCCCACCAGUACAGAAUGGAGGACUCAGGGACAGCAGCCUAGUCCCUCGUACACUUGAGGGGAACCCUGGAGCCUCUUCAGAGCCAACACUGGGGGCCAGAGGGAAAGACCCAAGCCCAGGGCCCACCAGUCAGGAGGCAAAUGGACAGCCAAGCAAAUUGGACACCUCUGACCACCAGGUAUCCUCCCCACGAGGAACAGGAGGUGUGUGAGCCUCAUUCUUCUUUGUGCUGACUGAUUGACUACCAGCUGGCAGGGCCAGGGAAUGGGUGGGCUUGAAGCCUCUCCUUUCCACUGGACAGCACUGCCCUCCUGCUGAGGGACCAGCCCUACUUCCACCUGGAGUUGCAUGGUCUCAGGCUGGGGGAUCUCAGGAGAAGUACCCCCCAGCCCCCAUCUCUGUCUCAUCCCCCUCCCCUGCCUGCCAACAGGCUGCCUAACCUGCCUUCCCUAUCAUCUCGCUCCAUAUGCUAGAGCGUGACAGCUGGGAGCAGGCCCCUGCCCUUGGCGGGCCUCUAAAGCAAUAGCACCUUAGGCCCCCUGCCCUCUUGGCACAAGAGGUCCAGGCCCUGGCUUGGGCUUUGUGCCCUUUAUUCACUGUCAAUAAAUCCGCUCAGACCAUUACAGCUGCUUCGCAUACUGGCUCCAGCUCCUUCUAACAGCCCCCAACCACAGUGACCCUGGCAUCUGGAGUGGGGUGGGCCACAGAGCCAGGGUGGAUACACAGAUGGGCUGGAGCCACUCAAGACUUUUGGGGAUGGGUUCUAGCCCCAGAGAUUUCAGCGUAUUGAACCACCCUAGAAAUAGGGUGGUAGCAAAAGAGAGUAGUUCCAGCCCUAGAGAUAGAAAGAUGAUGGGGAAAAAGAAGUGGGUUCUGGCCCCCAAAAUGGGGAAAGGGGAAGUUUCUCUCCCUGAAGGUGAGAGUAGA
Talpa occidentalis (Iberian mole) is the source of this 2012-nucleotide messenger RNA. It is a transcript of the gene RELL2, whose product is annotated as RELT like 2. Bases 391 to 1296 code for a protein of 301 amino acids. The record is from RefSeq and is a predicted model, not a curated record. The transcript is spliced from 8 exons. NCBI's taxonomy places the organism in Eukaryota, Metazoa, Chordata, Mammalia, Eulipotyphla, Talpidae. Gene Ontology annotation, biological process: positive regulation of p38MAPK cascade; positive regulation of cell-substrate adhesion.